AACAUCAUUAGCAUCACACCACACUCAGUAUUGAGAGAUAAGCAAAACAAACAAUUCUCAUACAAUUUCCAUCCAAAAAUGGAACAACAAACCUCUUUCUUCUUCUCUCAGGAUCAUCAUUUCCAUCCAAUCUCUAUCCCUCUCUUAGCCAUUUUCUUAACUUCUCUCUUUCUCAUUUCCAAAUUUCGAAGAACACAGCACACAAAACUGCUGCCACCAAGCCCUCCUUCUCUUCCUGUAAUCGGUCACCUUCAUCUUCUCAAAGAACCAUUCCACCAAAUGUUACAAGAUUUCUCUAAAAAAUACGGCCCUGUUUUCUCUCUCACUCUCGGUUUCCGCCCCCUCGUAGUUGUCUCCUCCCCUUCCGCCGUACAAGAAUGCUUCACCAAAAACGACAUUGUUUUCGCCAGCCGCCCCCGUAUGCUGUCCGGAAAGAUCCUCAAUUACGAUUACACAGCUGUUGGUGCCACCGCGUACGGGCAGCACUGGCGUAUCAUGCGACGGAUAGCUACCACCGAAUUGCUGUCCACCAAGCGUCUCAACGACUUGAGUAAAAUCAGAGAAGAGGAGGUGAAGUUGUGGGUGAAAAGAUUGUACGGAUCAGUGACGAGGGCGGAAGUUAACAAGGGAGGUAGAGUGGGAUUAAGGUCGAAACUGACGGAGCUUUCGUUCAAUAUCGCGUUGAUGUUAAUGGCGGGGAGAAGGUACUUUGGAGAUGAAAUGGAAGCGGGGGAGAGUGAGGAGGCGAAGGAGUUGAAGGAGACGAUGAAGCAAGUUCCUCUGUUGAGUGGAGCUUCGUAUCCGGCGGACUUUUUGUCGGUUUUGAAGUUGAUUGAUUUUCAAGGAUUUAGGAAGAGAUUGGCGAAGGUGAGAGUGGAUGGAGAUGCAUUUGCUCAAAGUCUGGUGGAUGAAAGACGGAAAUUGAAGGGUUCUUGGUGUGAGAGGAAGACGAUGAUUGAUAGUAUGUUGUGUUUGCAGGAGUCAGACCCUGAGUAUUAUAAGGAUGAUAUUAUUAAGGGACAAUUCUUGACUUUACUUGCUGCAGGAACCGAUACAACAGCAAGCACGUUAGAAUGGGCAAUGUCCCUACUCCUAAACCAUCCAACUGUUCUAGAGAAGGCUUGGACUGAGAUAAACCAAGUUGUUGGAGACCAAAGACUAAUAAGGGAAGCUGAUACAAACAAGCUACACUAUCUUCAAGCCAUAAUCAACGAAACCUACCGUCUAUUUCCCGCUCUUCCAAUACUUGUACCACGUGAAUCAUCAGAAGAUUGCACGAUUGGAGGGUUUGACAUUCCAAAAGGAACCAUGUUGGUGGUGAAUGCUUGGGCCGUCCAUCGAGACCCCAACGUGUGGGAAGAUCCUAACUGUUUUAAACCCGAGAGGUUUAAACAAGGGGAAACUGUGGAGGUCAAUAAAUUGUUGCCAUUCGGAAUGGGACGAAGGGCUUGUCCGGGGGCUGGGCUUGCUCAUAGGGUGGUGUCUUUGGCUUUGGCUACUCUUAUUCAAUGCUUUGAAUGGGGCAAACUCGACAACCAAAAAGAUGUUGACUUGUGUCCAGGAAUUGGACUCACUAUGCCUAAAGCUAUUCCUCUUGAAGCUAUGUGCAAACCUCGUGCUUCCGUCACACAUUUACUAUCACAACUUUGAUGCCAUGAUCGCUUAUUUAUUUAAUUGCCAUGUGUUGUGCAUUUUUAAUUUGAAUUUUAUCUCGUAAUCAAGUCCAAGCAUGAAAUUGGGCAUCAUGUUUGUUAUUGUUGUAACUUAGUUUUGGUCCCAAGCAUAAAAAUGGUUUAAGUCGUUAGGUAUAUGUGUGUGUUGUAGCUAAGGUUUGCAUUUGUUGUAUCAUGAAAUUUGGAAAAGAAAUAAUGUAAAAUCUUGUAAUGUUCGGUAAAUAAUGUUACCUAUUUC
This is a messenger RNA of Cucumis sativus (cucumber), 1911 nucleotides long. RefSeq names its product cytochrome P450 81Q32. The transcript is spliced from 2 exons. The record is from RefSeq and is a predicted model, not a curated record. Bases 79 to 1650 code for a protein of 523 amino acids. NCBI's taxonomy places the organism in Eukaryota, Viridiplantae, Streptophyta, Magnoliopsida, Cucurbitales, Cucurbitaceae. Gene Ontology annotation, molecular function: oxidoreductase activity, acting on paired donors, with incorporation or reduction of molecular oxygen; heme binding; iron ion binding.